Polypterus senegalus (gray bichir) is the source of this 476-nucleotide messenger RNA. Its product is annotated as nucleolar pre-ribosomal-associated protein 1-like. The record is from RefSeq and is a predicted model, not a curated record. The annotation marks the transcript as partial. NCBI's taxonomy places the organism in Eukaryota, Metazoa, Chordata, Cladistia, Polypteriformes, Polypteridae. The transcript has 2 exons.
UCAGAAGCAGCAAUACCAAUUGCAAAAGGAAAUCGGGCACGGCGCGAUAGGGAAUUUUUUUGUCUUGUCCUCUUGUUUCUGUGGGGUCAGAGAAGUAGACGGACCGUUCUCUCACACGAUUUCCCACGUGUAUUUUUUUCUUAACUUCAGUCGAGUCGUACUUGGUUGGGAGGUGUCACAUUUACGUAGAUUUUAAAAAUAUAAGUGCAAUGCCUAAAAAACGUAAAUCGGAGCAAUCUGAAGUUUUGGAAAGCAAAAAACUGAAAAUCGUGGACACCGAGUUCAAUGGAACUCAUUUUAAAGCAAUGCUAAAAGAGGAUGGGCAAGCAGUUAAAGGAUUGGAGACAUUUAUUUCAAUUGUUCAGAAGUUGCCAUCACCUGAAAUUUAUGAUGUUGUUGAAGGUUAUAUAAAAAUAUCCAUGGAGUGUUCAGAGAUCUUCCGUUUAAUGGAAGGAAAGCAAAAUGAGGAAAGUGAG